This is a messenger RNA of Siniperca chuatsi (mandarin fish), 6077 nucleotides long. RefSeq names its product alpha-kinase 2 (gene alpk2). The record is from RefSeq and is a predicted model, not a curated record. Gene Ontology annotation, biological process: protein phosphorylation. Gene Ontology annotation, molecular function: protein serine/threonine kinase activity; ATP binding. NCBI's taxonomy places the organism in Eukaryota, Metazoa, Chordata, Actinopteri, Centrarchiformes, Sinipercidae. Bases 267 to 4895 code for a protein of 1542 amino acids. The transcript is spliced from 11 exons.
AAUAGACUCACGCCCUGAGACGUCCAACUCUGCCUGAGCUCAUACUGAAGUCCUACAUCAUAGGUCUAUAUCCUCAACCACACGGCUAUGAAAAAGGUACUGAAUCUAAAAACCAAGGGGAGGAAAUGACACCAGAAAAGCCAGGCACAAACAAUGUGUGUGCAGAACCUUAUGCCAUUUGUCCCAAAACUUGGCCUGAAGUUGUUGUUUGACAGCUGGAGUCUUGCUGCUGACAAUCUCCUCGAGCAGCACAACUAGAAGUCCCGAUGGAUCUGUCACUCCGUUGCAUGGAUGACCAAACGCGGUCACCACCAGUUCUUACAGACAGUCAAUCUGGGGAUUUAGAGUCUCUUUCUAUUCUCACAAAAAACAUGCUGUCUGCACAUGAGACAGGAGCAGAGACUGUGUCAGAUCUCUCAGACCCCACUGACAAAUCAACCGAGACUUUAUUGAACAUUUCCAAAUGCCUCUCUCAGGAGAAAAGCACUGACGCAGACUGUUUGAAGCCUUUAUCAUCCAGCUAUAAUAUGUCAGAGUGUUUGUCACUUUGCUCAGAGCCUGCACCAAAGGAUGAUGAUUUCAGGGAUUGUAGCAAUUUUGGCUCGUCAGAACCUGUAUUACCUCACCUCUCUCAUGACUUUAUUUCCCCCCUGUGUGGAUCUUUUUCAGAGUUCUACAUUAAACAAGAACCAGCCUGCUCCUUUUCUCUAAUACAAGAAAAUAGUACACCUCAACCUUUUGGGGCAAAGUCGUCUACUUCUGAGGGUUUGACGGAGCCAUCUGUCACUGAGCCUCUCUCCAGCCUCAGCUUCAGCUCUGAACACAGUCAAGCCACUUAUCUAUUAAGGUCGUUAUCACAUCAGUCAGAUGGUUUAGAGAGUGACACAGCUAUUGCACCUGUGUCAGACCUUUAUAUCUUUGAAAGUGAGACACAGGACUUCAUCCUGAGCCCUAAUGAUUCCCAGGAGAUUAAAUGUCCUGAAUACCAGCCAUUAUCACAAACAGGGGGAAAAAAGGCAGACCCUGACUCCAAUACACAUGUCCUGAUGUGUGAUUCGGAAAACGCAGCGACACAAUGUCAUCAUGGCUCUAGUGAGGAACAAGCUAUGGUGGACUAUGAGUCAGACGUAAGCCAACAUACAAGGAUAAGACCACCUGCUGUGGAUGCCUGUGAGGCAGGCUUGAUGUCAGUAAAUGAUGCGAGACGAGGGAAAGCAGAGGUCACUGAUUUAACCCCCCAACCAAGGCGAAGCGACAGCCCCAUUGAGCUGUGGCUGGACGCAUGCCAGUAUCUGGCAGGUGAGGAUACAGAGGAUAGGGAUGUUUUGGGCAAGACAGGUCAUUCUAUGAUGCAAGGAGGGCUCACAGCCACCAGUGACGCAGGAGAGACACAAGUGUCAGGUUACAACCCGGAUGGUAGCGAGGGGAUUGGCUGGUCUAGUGAUGACACCAGAGGUUGGGGGCCACCGGUUGAGAGGUGGUCGUCAGUGGACAGCUGGGCGAGUGCACUAUCAGACUGGACUAGUAUCAUCACAGCUCCACCAGAGGACUUCACAGCUGCCUUCACAGAAAUAGGGGCUGAGAUAGAUGCUUUGACACAGGCACUAGCAGAGGUUAAUACUCAAAUAGAUACAGAGACGUCUAAAGAAGGAAAGGGUCAAGUACCAGUAGUGCAGGCACAAUUGCAGCCACCCAUGGGUGUCCAGGAUCAGUCUCUAGAGGCACAAAACUUCCCAGAGAGCUCCGUCCUCUCUGGGCAGAGCUGUUUCUCUUUGUGCCUCGAAGCUGCAGGACCUGAGUUCCAAGACAGAGAGGGCUCCCAGAGCGCUGAAUCCCUGUGUGAUUCAACACCUACCACACAAGGAGAAAAGGAACCGGGAGAAAUCAAGAUCAGCCAGGCUGAAUGCUCAUCCAUGAGAUCAUCCGGUGAUAUGGUGGCCUCUCCUGGAGGAUACGGUUUAGAUGUGAUCCCUGGAUCUACUUCUGCUGAUCUGGACUGUUCUCACUUUUGUGGAUUUGACAAGUCCUUUGAGACAGACAUUUUCAUCAGCAAUGAAGAAGAUCCAAUCAUACUGAAUAUAAUAGAGGAUACAGAUUUGGAAGGACAAAAUGCACCUGCAGAGCUAAUAAUUGAACAGCCCUUUGGAGAUGGACUGCGUGAAGUGACAGAUGAACACAGUAUCUCCCAGCCCAGCUUGGUGGCCGAGCAAGAAGCUAAAAGGAGCUGUGGGCCAGCUGUGGUUGAUUGUGAAGGAACCGAAUUGUCAACAGAGCUUCAUUUCCUCAACACACAACACACUCUGACAAACUCAUAUGUACCAGGUGUGGACACACAACCUGAUCUGCAUAUCAGUGUUCACACACACGUGUUGUCUGACACUUUACCAGACCUUGACGGAACAUGUAAGUUGGAGCCACAGUGGGAAAGUCCCAAGUUUAUUACGCCCUUAGCUCCUCUCGGUAUUGGCUCCUCCCUCGUCUGUCGGGCAAGCAAAAGUUUGGAAGGAGAUCAAACUUGUGCCAAAAGGUCUCUCAAUGACAACAGAGACCAUAGUUGUGAUCACGUACAACCUUGCGUUCUCUGCUCAAACUCUGAUAGGUUUACUGACAAACCAUCUUUGGAAGGUGAUGAGGAGUUGAUUCAUAAAAAGGAAAAUACAAUAGACUCUUCUGAGAAAUCUUCACCAGAGGGACAACUGGACUUGGUCACUGGUGACAGUACAGAGUGUUUCCUCACUGCAAGAAAAACAAUAAUUGAAGAGAUCAAUGAAUUCAGUAAAGAACUAUCAAACUUGGCUGCUGUCCCUGCAGAUAAUUUCAUCAUCUCAGAGAAGAACCGCGUUGCAUUCAUCACUUUAGAUGUAAAUGGCCCAUUUGUCCCCAGGGCUACAAUACCCAUCGCCACAGCCAUUAAAUCUGAGAAGGCUGAUUUGAGUCAGAAAACAGCUGAAAAGAUGCCUCACAAAACCCACAAGUCCACCUCAGAGGGCAAAACACGCUCCAAAAAGGACAAGUCAGCUGGUCAUCAUUAUGGUGCACAAGCUUCCAAGAAACAGGAGAAUUUGUCUCACCAUGUUUCAGCCCAGCAGGUCUGCAAACAGCAAGAAACUAAUCCUCUCAAUGGAGCAAAUCAAACCAGUGAGAACACUCCAGCCGGGCUUGAGGACAAGGAGGCUAAAUUGGUGAUUGAGACUAGUGUGGCAACUGAGAAGGCUCCAAGCAAGCCACAUGGCAAGAAGAAAAAGAAACAUGCUCAGAAUGCAACAGGAGUGAAAAGUAUAGGGGAGUCACUGGUCGAAGUCGAGAAUGGAGCAAAACCAAAGACUGCAAAAGGAAGGAUUGAUAUGUUUGAGGCCAAGCUGGGUGCUAAAGCUGGGAAAGCUCAAAAGGACAGUGAUCAGUCACAUGGUGCUGAGAAAAAGUCCCAGCAACCAGAGGCUAAAGCUUCCCUGGGAGAACAACCUCCGCAUCAUUCAGAUCAUAAAGACCACAAGCCGAAAAACUUCACCAGUCCUCUGAACGAUGAUAUUAUUAAAAGACGACGCCUGUCAGAGGAUAAGUUUGGGAAGAUUGUCAGUGUUUUGGAGUCUAAACUACCCAAGCAAGACAUUUCUAUCCAGGCAAAGGGAGAGGAGCCCAAGGUAGACGCCGGGGAAACUCGUAAGAAGGCGUACAGUGAAGUGGUCAAACAGAAAAUCCCACCUAAGGAAGACCCCAAGGUGUUGCAGCCUAUCCUGGCAGUGUCAGUGAGUGGCGACCCCCAGAGUCUGUGCCUUUGGUGUCAGUUUGCAGCUGUCUUCUCCCACUACACUGUGACCUGGAGCAGAGGGGGCACUGUCCUAGCUGAGAUCAAGAGAAGUGCAGGGGACGAGAGUAGAGUGUCACUGACCAUCUCCAACGCUUCUCACAAAGACUUGGGCAAGUACCAGUGUCAGCUCACCAGUUUACAUGGAUCAGUCACCCUGGACUACCUGCUCACAUAUGAAGUGCUCAGUGAGAUUGUCAUCCCUCCAUCUCCAAAGACCAUCUCAUCUGCCCCAGUAGAGGUGGGGAGUGAAGAAGAGGAUGUCCACUGUUCCAGGCUGAUUUUCAAAGAGGAUUUCCUAGCUGACCAAUACUUCGGAGAGAACCAACCUGCCAGCAUCAUCACUGAAAAGGUUCACUUUGGGGAAGGGAUGCACCGGCGGGCUUUCCGGACCAAGCUGCAUGCUGGUCAGAUACCCCUGUUACUACCUGGACACUCCUGUGUGCUCAAAGUACACAAUGCUAUCAGCUACGGGACCAAGAACAACGACGAGCUCGUUCAGAAGAACUUUACCUUGGCUGUGGAGGAGUGCCAGGUCCAGAACACAGCGAGAGAGUACAUCAAGGCGUACACCACUGCAGCCCAGUCUGUUGAAGCCUUCGGAGAGAUCCCAGAGAUCAUUCCCAUCUACCUGGUUCACCGUCCAUCCAAUGACAUCCCAUACGCCACACUGGAGGAGGAGCUGAUUGGUGACUUUGUCAAGUAUUCAGUCAAGGAUGGCAAAGAGAUUAACCUGAUGAGACGCGAUUCGGAGGCAGGACAGAAAUGUUGUGCUUUCCAGCACUGGGUCUACCAUAAGACUGAGGGGAACCUGCUGGUUACUGACAUGCAAGGAGUGGGAAUGAGGCUUACUGAUGUGGGAAUAGCCACGUGUAAGAAAGGAUAUAAGGGCUUCAAAGGAAACUGUGCCACCUCCUUCAUUGACCAGUUCAAAGCCUUGCACCAGUGCAACACGUACUGUGAGAUCCUUGGCCUCAAAUCCCUGCAGCCCAAAGCUAAAAAGCCUGCAUCUGCUCCGAAACCCAAACCCCAACCCUCUGCUGCACCCAAGAAGAAAACAUUUGGGCCAACAGUGAAGGGCAAGUCAUAAUAGGAGGAGAAUCUUGGACUAUGGGUUUUAUUGUUAUUGAAAUGGUUAGGUUUUUGAUGAUUUGCUUCACUCACGUUGGACUCCUAGAUCAUGGAGGAAACAGAUGUAUUCUGACUCUCAAGGGAGCGAUCAUUACGCAUCCAGCGACUGUUGUUUUCAAGAGUUUUUGCUUCAUCUCAUGUUGAACAUCGAGAGAUAGAUUUUAUUUUAAUGAAGAUUUCACCAGAGAUUGUUUAUGUAUGAGAGAGUAUUUACAAUCCAGGGGUGGAAACUUUAUUUAGUUUUGGGAAAACUGUGACAAAUUUAACAAACACUUGAAAAUGAUGAUGAGAAUGAUGAGUUGUCGACAGUGUUGAACUGUGAUGUCUUAGAGAUUGCUUUACUGAUGAGGUGCGAUGAUUUUUAUUUACAGAUCAAUGUAGAGUUUUUCUUGUUUUUCUACUUCGGUGAUGUUUUCAAACUAUUAGUUCAUUAAAUUAAUGAACUUGUUAAUUAAUUGAUUGGAGGAAAUGUCUUUCAAGUAGGUUGUAUGAUAAAAUACACACAGUAGUGGACAUAUAUUGUUUUGGGUUCAGUCACACAGUAUGAGUGGGUCAUUUUUGGUGGCAAAGGUAUGAUUCAGUUUAAUGUUACAUUAUUAUAAUGUUUGCUCAUUUAGUGAAGGCACUGAUUCAGCUGAUGAGCUCGUAUUUUUAUUCUGUAAACAACACAAAUACAUUUUGUAUACAUAAAGCUCAUGUAAAGUAUGCCUUUAAAUGCAUUCACUGAAAAAUGUCAAGAUUUAUUGCUUUAUCGUUUUAUUAUCUUGGGCAGUUCUGCUUGUUAAAUUGAUUUCGAAUGUCUAGCAUCAUUUCAAGGAUCUAUACUGUACCGGUCUAGCUCAAACUAAGUGAAAGACGUGUAAAACUGGACCCAAUAAUCACACCACACUAACCUUACAUCCAGAGCAAAAUCUACUUGCAUAAACAGUCCAUUGGAUCUCAGUAGCAUGCAAGCUAUUCAACUGCAAUCUCAAACGGUCUCGAUAUAAUAAGCCUCUCUGUCCUACUCUCACUGUUGCCAUUUAAAUGCCUGACCCAAAUUGCUGACAUGGCUCUCAGGUUGUGGCUAUGGUCAAUGUGUAAGCAAACAGUAGAUCUUUGCUAUUAAAGAGAUGUUGCUGGUUGAAGAUGCUUUCUGAUU